AAAGCUCAGAAUACAACGAACAGAGCUCUCAGGACCUUCCGCAAGCUCAACCCAACCCUCUCCGAGAGGAAGAUCACGAUCGGAUUCUGUAUUAGGCAAUUCAGAACAAUGGCACCACCGAAGGAGAACGCUACUAGGGGACGAGCAGCCCAUGCCACAUUCCAAGAUAGGAAGCGUGACUAUGGCUGGGACUCGCAAAACGAGGAGAGCCAGCCCCAGCAGAAA
Messenger RNA from Fusarium redolens, 225 nucleotides. RefSeq lists its product as uncharacterized. The record is from RefSeq and is a predicted model, not a curated record. The annotation marks the transcript as partial. The transcript has a single exon. Lineage: Eukaryota; Fungi; Ascomycota; Sordariomycetes; Hypocreales; Nectriaceae.